Molecule: messenger RNA, 330 nt
Organism: Aspergillus pseudotamarii
Lineage: Eukaryota; Fungi; Ascomycota; Eurotiomycetes; Eurotiales; Aspergillaceae
Exons: 2
Coding region: 1-330 (109 amino acids)
Source: RefSeq, a predicted model, not a curated record
AUGGCUAAGAAUUACGAUACCUUCGUCGUCAUUGGAUUAGUUACUAUUCCGAUAUUCCUUAUCGGCGUCAUCUUCAUGAUGGCUCUGGCUCUUUCGGGGGCCUGCAGUGGUCGGCUUCACACUCACUAUCUUUUUUGCAUCAAUCCUCAGGAGAGACAGAAGGAGAGAGCCGCUGCUCGCGGCAGUUCUGACAUCCCCGAUAUAACAAUCUCUCCACCGGCGCCCUGUGUAAAACAGGAACCAGACCAGGAGAAGGACAUGACGAUGUACCUGAACCACGCCGUUAUCCCUAUCCUGAUCCGUGACUCGCAAUUUCGGACCGUUGAUUAG